AUGACUGCGCAAAUAAGCGUGGACUCACUGCUCGCGGGGAAUGAAUUCAGCCUUUGUAAGCGGGCUUCCUACACGGAGCGGGCUGAGAGUCUAAUGGGCUUUGUUUGCGAUCACGCCCUGUCCACAACUCGAUAUGUGUUAGCACUUUUGACGUUAUACCCGGAAGAUUUGUUUGGUGGUUUGGGUGGUGCAAAGGGCGUGGCGACGGCCUACUCGUGCGGGGAUAUUACCCCAGGAUGC
Iphiclides podalirius (scarce swallowtail) is the source of this 240-nucleotide messenger RNA. Lineage: Eukaryota; Metazoa; Arthropoda; Insecta; Lepidoptera; Papilionidae. The record is from the annotation of a GenBank genome assembly.